This is a messenger RNA of Aegilops tauschii subsp. strangulata, 1869 nucleotides long. RefSeq lists its product as uncharacterized. Gene Ontology annotation, molecular function: RNA binding. The record is from RefSeq and is a predicted model, not a curated record. Lineage: Eukaryota; Viridiplantae; Streptophyta; Magnoliopsida; Poales; Poaceae.
AUGGCGGGAUACUGUGGCCUCCUUCACGGCUUCCUGGUUUCUCGGAGGCCUGCGCCUGGUCCAGCCAAGGAUUCUGUGGGCGGAAGGACGGGUCCCGCGGCGCCGGACGUUGUGGAGAUCAGCUCCGAUGAGGAGGAGGAGGAGGAGGACGGAUCUCCCCCCGUGGCCAGGAAGCUGCGUUUUGACGAUGCAGCUGAUGGCGGGGUCUGCGAUCUCGUGGUGAAGAAGGGCGAGUCCGGUGGUGCCGACGGCGUUGGCGAGGACGACGGCGACUGCGUGGUUCUGGACGGCGACCCUUAUGCGGCCGUCGCCGUUGCGGAUGAGGACGGGGCUGCGGGGAACGAUGGCGGCUCGGAUGAGUUGCAGAUAGUUGCAGAGAAAGGCCAGGUAGCAUGCCGCGACUUCCCUCACUCACGCCAUUUAUGUUCUACUAUGCCCUUCGGCGCUACCUCCCACGAGAAGCACUGUACCAUGUGCUACUGCUUUGUAUGCGACGCCCCAGCUCCGUGCGCUUAUUGGGGUAAAGGUCUCUCGGCUGAUGAUCAUUGUCAUGCUACGGAUAAGGAAACAAAAUGGAAAACGAUGAGGCUUGCAUUCAAGUGCAAAGGGCUUCAGGCAUCUCAUCCAGAAAAGGAAAACCUUGUAUACCCUACAAUGGUGCACCCAACAGUGACAUCAGUUUUCAGCCGCCUUUCACUUGCCAACCGGAGUCCUCUUCGGAAUGUUGUGAACCGAAACCAAGAAGGUCAUACUUCAGUUAGAGCGCCACUGAAUGUACAGCGAACUGCCAGUGCACCAAGCCCUGCGACAAGAGCAAGCAAUGCUCACACUGCUCAGGUUACUCACCUAGUAGAGCCGACUAUCAGUGCACCAAGGCCACACCCCGCAAUAAGAGCUUCAAGUGGUACAAGCAAUGCUCACACCGCUCAAGUAACUCCCCCUUUAGAACCAACAGUCAUUGCAGCAAUGCCACACCCUGCGAUAAGAGCUGGAAGAGUUACAAGCAAUGCUCACACUGCUCAGAUCACUCAACCCAUAGAUCCAACUGCCGGUGCACCAAGAGCAAACCUUGUGAUAAGAGCUGCAAGAGAUACACACAAUGGUUACACUUCUCAAAUUAGUCACCGUGUGGAGCAAACUGUCAGUGCAUCAAGAGAAUACGCUGCAACUGCUGCGACGAGAGCUGCAAGACAUGCUAGCAAUGCUCACACCGCUGAAAAUACGUACCCUUCCACUGCCUUCAGCUACCUGCCAGAGCCAGACAGGCAUGAAGAGGACAGGGAGUACAUGACAGAGGAGGAAUACGUGCGAGAUGGCACAAAGUUGUAUGUUGGGAACCUACCUUACAACAUUGGCAACAGGGCCCUCGCGUUGAGCUUCGAGCAUGCCGGCGCCGUCCUGUCCUCGAAGGUCGUUUACGACAGAGAAACAGGCCAGAGCCGUGGAUUUGGGUUUGUCACCAUGGGUACUGUUCAGGAGGCUGAGAGGGCUGUGAGGAUCUACCAUGGCUAUGAAGUGUACGGCAGACGUCUGAUUGUGCGCAAGGCAGCUCCUAGAGGCGCCAGUUGGGUGGAAACUCCUCGGCGCCGAUCUUGGCAUCGGUUCGGAAUCUACGUGGGAAAUCUGCCGUGGCAGGUGGACGACUCUUGGUUGGAGGAGCUGUUCAGUGAGCACGGCGAUGUGUUUGAUGCAAGAAUCGUGUACGAGCGCAGAGGAGGGACCUGGCGUUCGCGGGGUUUUGGUUUUGUCACGAUGGCGAGGGAGGAGGAAACUUAUGACGCUGUUUAUGCUCUGAACAAACAGAUUCUUGAGGGACGUACCCUGCUAGUGGAGGUUGCCAAGGAGCGGCCACGGCGAGGCUUUUACUGA